AUGAUGGCAGAAUUUGAGAAGGGCGAAGUUACGGCCCUGAAACGGCAAAGACCUUGGGUUUGGCAAAUUUCGGCUCAGGUAGGGCGUUCUGCCGAAGUUGUGACGAACUACUCGGUUCACUCGGAAGUCCUCAACACAUCUAAACGUUCUGGCAAAAAAGGUUCACCACCGCGGCAGAAUUAAGGCAGAGAAAUCCGCCGAGCUUCCAACUCCACCUUCUCUGGGUAUCAUAUACAUAGAGCAAGAAACAGGUCUCAAUUGUAGCAGCAUGGCUAUGCUAAAGGCCCUGGGACACAGCGGUGUCAUCACUGGACGUCAUGUAAAAUCAUGCUUCAAGCUGGCCUAGGUUCGGUAAGCGCGCGACCGAAAUUGGCCAAGGUGAGACUUUGACAAAACAGGUCCUCCAACAUUACGGCACGGAAAGUAACGCGGUUCUCUUCUGAUAUAAUGACAGUGAUAUGUGCUAUGUGUGAAAGCGUCGAGGAUAUCGGCUGGCCAUGCAAUCUCCAAGGAAUUCCUUACUGCAACGAUGAUAAACCUACCCUUGACUACUCAACCUGUUUUGUCAAAGGCACCUUGGCCAAUUUCGGUCGCGCACUAACCGAACCUAACCAUCUGGGGGAACGACGUCAUAUGACGUCCAGUGAUGACAUCGCUGCGUCUUAGGGCCCUCAGCAUAGCUAUCCUGCUACAAUUGAGACCUAUUUCUUGCUUUAUAUGAGACCCAGAGAUGGUGGAGUUGGAAGCUCGGCGGAUUUCAUUGCCUUGACUCCGCCGCUAUGGUAAACCUUUUUCGCCGGAACGUUUAUGUGUGUUGAAGACUUCCGAGUGAACCGAGUAGUUCGUCACAACUUCGGCAGAACGCCCUACCUGAGCCGAAAUUUGCCAAACCCAAGGUCUUUGCCGUUUCAGGGCCGUAACUUCGCCCUUCUCAAAUUCUGCCACCAUUUUUCCUCGUAGCAUGACAGAAGGACCCCUAAGGAUACCACUAAGCCCAAUUACUUACUUUGCUUCAGCACCAACGGCUAGAGAAUUGCAAAAUAUUGCGCGAAUUUAUAAUUUUGUCGCAAAGGAAAUCACCAAAAUUUCGGUUUUUUCAACUUUUUUCCAAAUUGUGGAAACUUUCCAAAAUAAUUUUUGGGCACAAGAUUUACAGUACAUUAGUACAUAUUGGAGCCAAAUAUGGCACAAUUUCAUUGACAACCACAAAAGUUACAGCGAUUUAUAAAGUGCAUUUAUAAUUUUGUCGAGCAGUGUAUGCCACAAAACCAUGGUAUGUUGACAUUUUUUAAUAAUUUUUGUUCCUCCGCGGACAAAAUCCAUGGUUACGCAAUUUUUCUGAGUUUUUGAAUUUUUUUGAAACGACCACAAAUUUGAUGGUGAUGAGAGUGGGUAUGUCACUAUCGUAUAAUUACAAGGGUGUUGUGCCAGUAACCUGACCGAUUAUGAUUACUGGAGGAUAAUUCAAUUUACAAGGGCCUAUAAAUAUACAUUUUAUCAAAAAAAUACGAAGAUAAAAUUGUAAAAUCGGCCAAAGACACUAUUGCUGACACACUGGACCAACCAUUGGUAAGGCUAGGACAUAAGAAAUUUUCGUUUGUGAAUGACCACGACGAUCAUAUAAAUGUAUUUCCAAAGCUUUUUGCUCCAAUUUUCCCUUUAACCUAGUUUUAUUUACAAUUUACUGUAACUAGCAGUAAUGUCUAAUAACAUAUAACCGAGGAUUGGUAAAGCCAUAAAACGACCGUGAUAGACGUUUUUGGAUACCAGGAAAUUAAUGAAGACGAUUUCAAACCGCCAGGAUUACUGUAAUAUAAGGAACCGGCGUUUUGGCCGCAUAUAACCCCUUUCAAAAAGCUGUCGUAUCUAUGCCCUAAGGUAAUUUAGGCCGCUAUUUUUUUUGCGCUGUGCACUAUUUUUAAUGCUCUUUCAAAUUAUAUAGGUUUCGUUAAGAAAGCAGGUUACAACUAUUUGCCGAUCCCUUGUAAGAUAAGUCUGUGAAAAUUUUUUUUGUAAAAAUUAAUAAUUUCUUUAUAAAAAAAUUUUAAAAUAUUUAAAAAAAAAAUAUUUUAAAAUUUAAAAAAUCGCCAUAACGUCAGAGUACUGAAGUCAAAUCGGAUGAAACUUUGCAUAGCGUAUUCUCAAAGGUUGGUUAACACUUGUGUAAAAUUUCAUGGCAUUUGAGAAAAAACCCCCCGAGAUACGAUCAAAAAAUGGGGUGGAACCAAAAACCUGGGACGCACUGUAUGUCUAUUUGCAGACAUCGCGCAUUAUAUGUCAGAUUUGAUUUCUCCACCGCAAUGGAAACCACCAAGAAGUGUACGGAGGGGUUCGAUGUAGUCAAGCUGAAAAGUGGGAUGAAACUCGUCGUCCCGGUGAGUUGUUUGACUCUUUGAGUUUGACUUGUAUUAUAAUAUAUAAUGUAUAAUGAUUUUUUUUCAGAAAAUCAUUGAUAAUGCCGAGGUGAAGCGGAUGGUCGCCCAAGGCGAAUUCGGAGCAUUUUACGAAUACGAAUACAAGGGGACAUCGUACUGGUACAAGUUGGAGGCAAAGCUAGGCCCCAAAUACAAGCAACCGCUCGCCUGCGAGAGCGGCGUCUACCAGCUGAUGGACAAGAAUUCCAAGAGCCCAGACAAACAGUAAGUUGGAUGACCCCAAAACCGUUUGUUUCAGAUUCAUCUACAUUGGCAGCAUGCUCAGCAGCUGCCAAUUUUCUGAAGGCGUCUACUGCAUGCGGGUCGAAAAUUAUGGCCCGAACAUUCGCGAGAUGCGCCAAGGACAACUCAUGGCUCCGUUCGAGGCGCAAAAACUCUUCUUCCAGUUGCUUUACUGCAUGAAAGCGCUGAUCAACUACGGGAUUUGCCAUAGGUACAUCAAGGAGAGCGCAUUCUACGUCAAGAAAGACCGAAAUAGGUAUCGGGUGAGUGCAUGUUGAGUUUGUAUUCUCCCUAAAACUUUUUUUCUACUCCCGAUGCGAAAAGAUUUCAAAAUUUUGUUGAAUUUUCCAAAAAAUUCUUUUUUUCCCAGUCCCGAAGCGAAAACACUUCAAAUUUUUUUCAAAUUUCACAAAAAAUCCUUUUUUUUCAAGUCCCGGAGCGAAAACAUUUCAAAUUUUAUUCAAAUUUCACAAAAAUUUUUCUUGCAGUUCGUCAUUACUGACUUCGGAUAUGCAAUUCGCAUCGGCUCGGAACGCUCGGCGUUCUAUCCAAUCCCCGAAACGGCAACCACUCACAUCCACGCGAAGAAGGCGUUGAAGUCGGAGGACACGGAGAGCCUUCUCUACAUGGUAUUGGGCAUGAUGGCUCCUCUGCCUUGGGCGGGAAUGAAAAAAAUUGAGGAAGUCACGAAGGUCAAGUUAGAGUGUACCGACGAGAACUCGAUUCCCGAAGAAUUCUUCGACAUCAAGGAGGCUGUGACCUUGUGUCUCAUGAGGGGGCUCUACACGGAUGAUUUGGAGAUGGAAAACGUGGCCACGGGCAUCCUCAGAUAUUACUUUUUGGUAUGUGGAAUUUAAUUUUUUUUACAUGCGAAUUGGUUUUUAAGCGCAUUUUAUAUUUUGAAAAACUUUCAGGUCGGACCGUUGGACGAGCUCCAUCUUCCUGUGCGUUUCCCCAAUUAUCAUUUCAAGUUGAUGGGCACGUUCAAGUCGUAUGACUAUUAA
Molecule: messenger RNA, 3661 nt
Organism: Bursaphelenchus xylophilus (pine wood nematode)
Lineage: Eukaryota; Metazoa; Nematoda; Chromadorea; Rhabditida; Aphelenchoididae
Source: the annotation of a GenBank genome assembly